Messenger RNA from Arachis duranensis, 387 nucleotides. Its product is annotated as egg cell-secreted protein 1.1-like. The coding region runs from base 1 to 387 and encodes 128 amino acids. The transcript has a single exon. NCBI's taxonomy places the organism in Eukaryota, Viridiplantae, Streptophyta, Magnoliopsida, Fabales, Fabaceae. Gene Ontology annotation, biological process: double fertilization forming a zygote and endosperm. The record is from RefSeq and is a predicted model, not a curated record.
AUGGGUUCCACAGAAACCAACUUGAUCAUCCUUGUUUCUCUUGUGGCUGCAUUGGCCUCAUCAGCACCCGUGGCUGAGCCAAGACCUCUCAUUACCAACCCAUCCGCCGUGUCGUCGCCUCUCGCGUUGCGGCUGAAGCUAGAGGGUUCAAGCUGCUGGGAAUCAUUGUUCCAACUUCAAGCAUGCACCGGCGAAAUCAUCAUGUUUUUCCUCAACGGGGAGACAUACUUAGGCCAAGAUUGUUGCGAAGCGAUUAGGGUUGUUGGACAUGAUUGUUGGCCUAAUGUUGUUGGAUCACUAGGUUUUACCGAUGAAGAGACUGAUAUUUUGCAAGGUUUUUGUGAUGGGGAGGUUUCUCAUGCUCCUCCACCAGCAAUAGUUUCAUAA